Molecule: messenger RNA, 2261 nt
Organism: Octodon degus (degu)
Lineage: Eukaryota; Metazoa; Chordata; Mammalia; Rodentia; Octodontidae
Gene: Klc1
Product: kinesin light chain 1
Exons: 14
Coding region: 3-1685 (560 amino acids)
Biological process (GO): axo-dendritic transport
Cellular component (GO): cytoplasm; membrane-bounded organelle; kinesin complex
Molecular function (GO): kinesin binding
Source: RefSeq, a predicted model, not a curated record
GGAUGUAUGACAACAUGUCCACCAUGGUGUACAUAAAGGAAGACAAGUUGGAGAAGCUCACACAGGAUGAAAUCAUCUCCAAGACGAAGCAGGUAAUCCAGGGGCUGGAGGCACUGAGGAAUGAGCACAACUCCAUCUUGCAGAGUCUGCUGGAGACGCUCAAGUGCUUGAAGAAGGAUGAUGAGAGCAACCUGGUGGAGGAGAAGUCCAGCAUGAUCCGCAAGUCCCUGGAGAUGCUGGAGCUCGGCCUGAGUGAGGCGCAGGUGAUGAUGGCUUUGUCAAAUCACCUGAACGCCGUGGAGUCAGAGAAGCAGAAACUUCGUGCACAGGUUCGUCGUCUGUGCCAGGAGAAUCAGUGGCUGCGGGAUGAGCUGGCCAAUACCCAGCAGAAGUUACAGAAGAGUGAGCAGUCGGUGGCACAGCUGGAGGAGGAGAAGAAACACCUAGAGUUCAUGAACCAGCUGAAGAAGUAUGACGACGAUAUUUCCCCCUCGGAGGACAAAGACACUGAUUCUGCCAAAGAGCCCUUGGAUGACCUGUUUCCAAAUGAUGAGGAUGACCCAGGCCAAGGAAUCCAGCAGCAGCACAGCAGUGCAGCCGCCGCUGCCCAGCAGGGCGGCUACGAGAUCCCCGCACGGCUGCGCACGCUCCACAACCUGGUGAUCCAGUAUGCCUCGCAGGGGCGCUAUGAAGUUGCUGUGCCCCUCUGCAAGCAGGCCCUGGAGGACCUGGAGAAGACUUCUGGCCAUGACCACCCUGAUGUGGCCACCAUGCUCAACAUCCUGGCCCUGGUGUACAGGGACCAGAACAAAUACAAAGAUGCAGCUAAUCUCCUGAAUGAUGCCUUGGCCAUCCGUGAGAAAACUCUGGGCAAGGACCAUCCUGCGGUGGCUGCAACUCUGAACAACCUUGCAGUCCUGUAUGGCAAACGCGGGAAGUAUAAGGAGGCUGAGCCGCUGUGUAAGAGAGCCCUGGAGAUCAGAGAAAAGGUCCUGGGGAAAGAUCAUCCUGACGUUGCCAAGCAGUUGAAUAACCUGGCCUUACUAUGCCAGAACCAGGGAAAGUAUGAAGAGGUGGAAUAUUAUUACCAAAGGGCCCUGGAGAUCUACCAGACAAAACUGGGCCCUGAUGACCCCAACGUGGCCAAGACCAAGAACAACCUGGCAUCCUGCUAUCUGAAACAAGGAAAGUUCAAACAAGCAGAAACACUGUACAAAGAGAUUCUCACUCGAGCACACGAGCGGGAGUUUGGUUCUGUGGAUGAUGAAAAUAAGCCUAUUUGGAUGCAUGCUGAAGAAAGAGAAGAGUGCAAAGGAAAGCAGAAGGAUGGAACGUCCUUUGGAGAGUACGGGGGCUGGUACAAGGCCUGCAAAGUGGAUAGCCCGACUGUCACGACCACUUUGAAGAACCUUGGGGCACUUUACCGACGUCAGGGGAAAUUUGAAGCUGCAGAAACAUUAGAAGAAGCCGCCAUGAGGUCACGUAAGCAGGGUCUCGACACUGUGCACAAACAGAGAGUGGCUGAAGUGCUCGGCGACCCCGAGAGCACGGAGAAGCGGCGCAGCCGGGAGAGCCUCAGCUCGGACGUGGUCAAGUACGAAAGCGGUGCCGACGGAGGGGAGGAAGUGAGUAUGAGCGUAGAGUGGAACGGGAUGAGAAAAAUGAAGCUCGGGCUGGUUAAGUGACUUGUGCAGCGUCCUAUGGCCUAGCGCCCGUGGGCCUCUGCUCCUGCACGACGGGCGGCCUCUCCGUCCUUCUCUCUCCGGCACUGCCCGCUGUGUCGCGGCCCCUAGGAGCUUGGCAGAGCUGCACCUCUGACUGGCCGUUCCUUUCGGUGCUGCUGUCCUCUUGGGGGUUUCCGAUUUCUGUAUACAUGUAGCUUUGCCAGAUAUGUACUUAGUAAUUCCCACUGUAUUAAUAAACUCCACUUACUGUGUACUACGCGAGUUUAAAGUAAGAGCGAUCAGCUGUUCCUUCUGAUAACAGGUAGUUAGUGUCACACAGGUGUCCCUACAGUGGCAUGAUGGUGACCUGUGGACAGUCGCUGAGCUGUAGGAGUCAGGCAUGUGCUGCACGUCCCGUGGUACUUAGAGACCUGGUGACGCCCUGCCCCGGGGCCUACCCAGGACACGCUGAAGUAGAUAUUGUGUAGUCUGUGUGAAGUUUUGCAAUUCUGCUUUUCUCUACUAAUCUUUCAAGUGCUCAGUGAUGUGUGUAUCUGUCCUUCUAACUCCUAAUAAACUCACUCCAACUGACCUGUG